CGAGCACAACGAUAUUGGAAGUUUAGUAUCAAUUUGGCGUUUAGAGCGUGCAGACCUUUAUCGCUCUAUCGAAAAUAAAAUAUUUAACCGAAAAUGGCAAAAGAUAACUUAACAGCUGUUUUACAUGGCAUUAACGACUUGCGAUUGGAGCAACGUCCCAUACCGGAAAUAACCGAUGAGGAGGUUUUGGUGGCAAUGGAUAGCGUCGGUAUUUGCGGCUCAGAUGUGCAUUAUCUGACAAAGGGUCGCAUCGGGCACUUUGUGGUCACGAAGCCCAUGGUCAUUGGCCAUGAAAGUGCUGGCGUGGUGGCCAAAGUGGGCAGCAAAGUGAAGAAUCUCGUUGUAGGCGACCGCGUCGCCAUUGAGCCAGGCGUGCCUUGCUAUAAAUGUGAUCACUGCAAGCAGGGCAGCUAUAAUCUGUGCCCUGACAUGGCAUUCUGUGCCACGCCACCCUACGACGGCAAUCUGACCCGGUACUACAAGCAUGCAGCGGACUUUUGCUUCAAGCUACCCGACCACGUCACGAUGGAGGAAGCUGCCCUCUUGGAGCCGCUGUCGGUGGGCGUGCAUGCUUGCCGCCGUGCUGGCGUGGGAUUAGGCUCAAAGGUGCUUAUCCUGGGCGCAGGACCCAUUGGAUUGGUUACUCUUCUGGUCGCGCAAUCUUUGGGUGCUACGGAGAUUUUGAUUACGGAUCUAGUGCAACAGCGCUUGGAUGUUGCCAAGGAACUUGGCGCCACACACACGCUGCUGCUGAAUCGAGAUGAUACCGGAGAAGAAGUCGCAAAUCGUGUGCAUCAGAUAAUGAGUGCGGAACCUGAUAAGGCUAUCGACUGUUGUGGAGCGGAAAGCAGCACUCGGCUAGCUAUCUUUGCUACGCGAUCUGGAGGUGUUGUUGUUAUCGUGGGCAUGGGACCGCCGGAAAUGAAGCUUCCUCUGUUCAAUGCCUUGGCUCGAGAGGUGGACAUUCGCGGUGUGUUCCGCUACUGUAACGACUAUUCCGCUGCCCUGGCGCUGGUUGCCUCCGGUCGGGUGAAUGUAAAGCGUCUUGUCACACAUCAUUUCGACAUUACGGAGACUGCGAAGGCAUUUGAAACUGCUCGGGAUGGUCUAGACGGGGCCAUCAAAGUUAUGAUUCAUGUUCAACCGAGAAAUACCAAUAAUCCUGUCGAAUUUUAACUAUAUGUUGAAGCUAUCCUUGUAACAUAAUUCAAAAAAAAAAAAAUGUGAAUGAAAUUUUUCUGGACACAACAUUGAUUAAGUGUAACAAAUUUUAAGUUUGAAAGCGUUUCGAUUUUUAUCUAAAUUGAAAGUUGUACAAUUUAGCAGUUUUAUCUGUAGAUUUGAAUGGCCAACAGAAAUGUUCAGAGAUUAUCGCGUAGCCUAAACGGCUUUCUACCCAGCAGGUGUGUGGGCUACGGUCCAUUGGCUUCAAUGAUGCGACAAUUGCAUAAUGAAGAAGUGAGCCUCGAUGAUCUGAUCAAGAAACGUAUGCGAAAGCUAUUGAUGGCCAAUGAAGCUUCGGCCAGUUGUUGUAUAAACCGAAUACAUGAUACCAGUAAAUCCCUCGCAAACGCCAAUCCAAGAGACGAAACAAUCAAUGCUCCACUGGAAAAGUCCCAUCAACCGUUUAUCUUUAGGUUCCAAAGGUCAACCGUGAGAAACAGCAAUUCAACGUUUACAACGAGAGGACUUCUUUCAGUAAAAAAAAUAUGAUAUUAGCUUCACUAAUCGCCGCUACAGCGAAAAUUCGAAGGAUAACAUGCCUGUUGUUUUACACGGCAACAAAGGCUUGCGUCUGAAGAGAGAAAACAAGAGGCAAGCAUUUCCAGUUAUGUAUGCAGAAUUAAGUUCCUUUACACGAACUUAGACUGUGAGGACUUGUUAGAAAUGAACACUUGCGGUAUUUGUGGGACAGACAUUCACAUUAAGGUAAAAAAUGUCAUGACCAUUGGCUAGUAAUGUUCCGGAGUAGAGGUUGAUAUUUUUAACAGGGUACCACGAAGAUCUGGUUAACUUGUGCUAUAAGCUGCCCGCUCCUGUAACUAUGGAAGAGGGUGUUUCAGGAUCCAAAUUCUGGGUGCAGCACCAAUUGGAAUGGUUACGCUACUGGGCAACGGCUUCAGGAUGUGGCUAAGGCAGUUAAACACUAAACGUGGUGCUGAGCCCCAAGAAGUCACAACGAUUGCCGCGUCAUAUGAUGGGCGUGGGGCCUGACAAGUGAAUUGACUGCAUCGGAAUAGAGAGCUGCACCUACACCUGGAGGCUGACUUAAGCAUUGAUUUCCAAUUUUGCUAAUACCCUUAAACUGUGUUAAACCUGACAACAGAGCCUGACGGAGUCGUUGUCAUCAUUGUUUGCUCCCACUCUGACGCACAUCGACGUAAUGUAAAGCGCCUUGUCACACAUCAUUUUGAUCUUUGUGAGGCUGUAGAGGGGUUUAAAAGAUACCUUGCAAUCCGGGGUCGCCAACAAUUUCUGUAUAUUUCAGUCAAAUACCUUCUUCCAUUCAGUUUGAAUAAAAUUUUAAGAGCAUGUCUUUAUUUAAAAGCA
Messenger RNA from Drosophila virilis, 2550 nucleotides. Its product is annotated as sorbitol dehydrogenase. Gene Ontology annotation, molecular function: L-iditol 2-dehydrogenase (NAD+) activity; zinc ion binding. NCBI's taxonomy places the organism in Eukaryota, Metazoa, Arthropoda, Insecta, Diptera, Drosophilidae. Gene Ontology annotation, biological process: D-sorbitol catabolic process. The record is from RefSeq and is a predicted model, not a curated record.